UUUGCCAGCUCGGUUUUUAUUUACUUUUCUGUGCGGCCCAUUUCGUCAAAAAAACAAAUAAUAAUACAAGCGAAAAAGAUUAAAUUAUACGUUGAAUUUUUACAUAAAUAGUUUUUAAUUUAGAAAAAGCACUCUGGCACCUAUAUAAAACUUCAUUUAAAGCUUGGAGAUUGAAACACUCAUCCAACCAGCGGCAUUAAACUUCUUAUCACCGAAAUCGACGAGCCCAAAAACAACAACAACAAAAAACGAUAGCGGAACAAGUGGUUGGACUGCGGAAUCGGAAUUUCUGUGUGCGGAGAAAGUCUCGAGAACAGUGAGGCCUGACGUGUCGCUCGAUUACCGGGUGAUAGAAGAACGGAACAGAAACGGAGCAGUGAUGUGUGGCAAUCCGGCAGUGGGAAACGGGGCGAGGGCGCUGAUUCUGGUUGGCGGCUAUGGCACCAGGCUGCGACCCUUGACCCUCAGCACGCCCAAGCCCCUGGUGGAGUUCGCCAAUAAGCCGAUUCUGCUCCAUCAAUUGGAGGCACUCGUGGACGCGGGAUGUCGACAGGUUAUUUUAGCCGUUAGCUAUCGGGCUGAGCAAAUGGAAAAAGAGCUGAAAGUGGAGGCUGAUAAGCUGGGCGUGGAACUGAUCUUCUCUCAUGAAACAGAACCCCUGGGAACAGCAGGACCCUUAGCUCUGGCAAAGACCAUUCUAGCUGCCAGUUCGGAGCCAUUUUUCGUGCUCAACUCGGACGUCAUCUGCGAUUUUCCGUUCAAGCAAUUAGUGCAGUUUCACCGUAAUCACGGGAAAGAGGGCACCAUUGUGGUCACGAAGGUCGAAGAACCCUCAAAAUACGGUGUUGUGCUGUACGAUGAGAACGGUUGUAUCAAAAACUUCAUUGAGAAGCCGCAGGAGUUUGUAAGCAACAAGAUCAAUGCCGGAAUCUAUAUCUUUAAUCCCUCCGUCCUUGACCGGAUCGAAGUUAAACCCACAUCAAUUGAGAAGGAGGUAUUUCCGGCAAUGGCCCAGCAGCAGGAGUUGUUUGCCAUGGAUCUAACUGGAUUCUGGAUGGAUAUUGGGCAACCCAAAGACUUCCUUACCGGCAUGUGUCUGUAUCUAAGCUCGCUGCGCCAAAAGCAAUCCAACAAGCUGUACACUGGACCUGGAGUGGUGGGCAACGUUUUGGUGGAUCCCACGGCCAAAAUUGGCGAAGGAUGUCGCAUCGGACCCAAUGUGACCAUCGGACCGGAUGUGGUUAUCGAGGAUGGGGUGUGCAUCAAGCGCUCGACCAUUCUAAAGGGCGCCAUUGUUCGUUCUCACUCGUGGCUAGAUUCCUGCAUCGUCGGUUGGCGAUCUACCGUGGGUCGUUGGGUUCGCAUCGAAGGCAUCACGGUGCUGGGCGAAGAUGUUAUAGUCAAGGAUGAGCUCUACGUGAAUGGCGGCCAAGUCCUGCCCCAUAAAAGCAUUGCAGCCAGUGUCCCAGAACCGCAGAUCAUAAUGUGAGCCGGUGGCCAGGACCAAUUAGUGUAAAUACAAUCUAGUUCUGCUCAGUUCCGCCGUUUCGGUAUUCUAUAAAGGUGCCUUCUCACCUAAGAUUUGCAAUAUUCACACAAAAAGGAAACGAGAAACAUUUCCAACAGUUAGCUUUGCUAUCUAUUUAUAAAAUUAACUAGAGCUAAAUUUUCUUCUUUGACAAAGGCGGAAAAUAAUACUUAUAGUCUGAUCAUUAAUAAUCAGCUGAACCUUUUUGUACUGUAAUAAGGAAAGCAUAAGUUUUAUUAUUAAAAUUCGAUACGUUAGAAAAUAUACGUACGCAUGUGCAAAAAUACCCAAAAA
This is a messenger RNA of Drosophila rhopaloa, 1822 nucleotides long. RefSeq names its product mannose-1-phosphate guanyltransferase beta (gene Gmppb). Gene Ontology annotation, molecular function: mannose-1-phosphate guanylyltransferase (GTP) activity; GTP binding. The coding region runs from base 380 to 1489 and encodes 369 amino acids. Gene Ontology annotation, biological process: cell wall mannoprotein biosynthetic process; GDP-mannose biosynthetic process. The record is from RefSeq and is a predicted model, not a curated record. NCBI's taxonomy places the organism in Eukaryota, Metazoa, Arthropoda, Insecta, Diptera, Drosophilidae. Gene Ontology annotation, cellular component: cytoplasm. The transcript has 4 exons.